This is a messenger RNA of Schizosaccharomyces japonicus yFS275, 750 nucleotides long. RefSeq names its product SUMO-targeted ubiquitin-protein ligase subunit Rfp1. The transcript has a single exon. The record is from RefSeq and is a predicted model, not a curated record. Gene Ontology annotation, biological process: DNA repair; stalled replication fork localization to nuclear periphery; ubiquitin-dependent protein catabolic process. Gene Ontology annotation, molecular function: DNA binding. Lineage: Eukaryota; Fungi; Ascomycota; Schizosaccharomycetes; Schizosaccharomycetales; Schizosaccharomycetaceae. Gene Ontology annotation, cellular component: site of double-strand break; nucleus; chromatin. The coding region runs from base 1 to 750 and encodes 249 amino acids.
AUGCAAUUGAAUGGAAACGAAUCAGGGAAUGAUAAUGUAAUUGAUUUGACAGGGUCCUCUCCGCCAAGGGAAGCUUCAGACCCGAAUCCUGUUAUAAUUGAUGUCGACGCGAUCCCAGACGACGCGAUUCCGCUCUCGGAAUCCUCACAACGAGCUGCUCAACAUGGAACACGUCGUGCAAGAACGAGAAGGAGGCGUAUAAAUGGUUCAAAUGUUCAGUCAAUGCUUGAGGACAUUGUAUACCUUGGUCCACAAUUGCUGACGAGACGAAUCUUUCAGUCUCGAAGAGUGCCCGAGUCAAUUGCUCGUAACUCGUUGACAGAACGUAAUAUUCCAGGAUACAUUCCUGCUCAGUUUUUUACAAUUUUCUCAAACAGGCUGCGUUACACAUUGGCUAAUCAUCCUAUGCUGUUUGAGCAAGGAUACUUCAACGACACAAAUGUCGAGCCCGAAGAAAGCUAUAUUGAUCGGGCAAAAGCAGAGUACACUCCCCCAAAGCCCGCAAGAGCUGGUUUCUCGCGGUCAAUUAAUCCAUCCACAGUCUUGCUGUGUCCAGGAUGUCAAGAGGAGCUUGGUGCUUCAAAAAAUGCCCAGAAAGCAACGCUUUGGGCUACAAAGUGCGGCCACGUAUAUUGUGGUCUUUGCAAAGAUGCUAUAAAGAACGCAAAACGCACGGAGCGAAAAUGUGCUGUACCCUCUUGCCGACAGUCACUAGUAUCAAAAAAUGCUUUGUUUCAACUGUACCUUUAA